Messenger RNA from Fimicolochytrium jonesii, 1188 nucleotides. RefSeq lists its product as uncharacterized. The transcript has 2 exons. The coding region runs from base 94 to 978 and encodes 294 amino acids. The record is from RefSeq and is a predicted model, not a curated record. NCBI's taxonomy places the organism in Eukaryota, Fungi, Chytridiomycota, Chytridiomycetes, Spizellomycetales, Powellomycetaceae.
CUGAACACUUCGCUUCCUCCCGCAUUCACUCCGCCAACCUCAAUAAUACUGUAUUAUCCCUCACUUCCCACACUCUCAACCGUCUUCCCCACAAUGACAACCCUCCGCACCCUCCUCGCCUUCCUCACCCCCCGUCUCACAAUCCCCGUGGAAGCAUCCUACCCUCAACGCCAACCGCCCUUACCACUCCUCUUCAAAAACUACGGUCCUCCUGGUGUCGCAGAAUCAUCACAUCUAGACCACCCCAUCAACUCCAUCCACUUUGCCCUCGAACCACCACAAUCAAUCCAAUCCACCGCAGCCGACCCCCCACAACCCCCCUCAGCCAAUGAUCGAUUCCCGAAAACAGACGCCCUCUUCCUCCACCGCCCCUUCACUCUCCAACCGCACCACAUCCACCCACGCACCACCUGCGUCCUCACAUCCCACGAGCCCUUCGACUACAUGUACGCCGGCGGCGCCGGCAGCGUCGGCAUGGCGUCCCUCCUCGGGCUGUGUACGCGUCAAGCGUGCGUAAAACUCGUGAGACAACGGGAGAGGGGAGGGCGGUGUAUUGGGUUCAUCACACAUUUACGCAGCGACUGUACGGGGGAGGUGGAGGAGGCGAUGGGGCAGGACGGCGAGACGGGCGAUGCACGUGGAUUACUGGAUACCGUCGCAACUGUAUUCGGCGGCAUCGACUCCAUCCACAACACCCCGCCGGGUCGUCCCCCACCAUCGUCAGCCCAACAACCCAAAAUAGCACUCAUGGCGGCCCUCACACCCCCCCUCCUGGCCCACACGUCCACGCUGGGCGUCAGCGUCUACAUCACCGGACAGAUCCGCCAGCCUGCCCGGGAGGCAUUGCAGAGGGAUGAGAUGCGCGGGAUGUGUGUGGUGUGUGUCGGGCAUGAACGGCUCGAGAGGGUGGGGUUGAGGGUGUUGGCGGGUGAGGUUGGGGUGAUGUUUCCGGGGGUGCGGGUUUCUGGGGAGUGGUAACGGGUAUGUACAGGAUAAGCCCCUACACAUGGCUGAAAAAUCCACAUCCCAGCUUGCUCUCCCUCCACCCCAACCUAUCUGCCCUCUCACUCCGUCCCCUGCUCUCGUUCAUCCCUCCCUCCCCAAAAAACGCAAUCCAUCACACCAACGCUCAAUUCCCAGCCUCCCGAUUCCCCCCAGACUCAACAUCCCCCCUCAACCCCUCCACAU